AAGGUUAUGUAGUGUUUAUCUGUCACAUUUGUAAUAUUUUUAUAAGAAUUAUAAUAUAAUUUAUCUUAGGAUGAAUGGCAUUUGCAGAGUAUGUUUAAAAACAAUUCAUGAAAAGGACUCCAUAAGCAUAUUGACAAAAAUAUAUGAUAAAACUGUUAUUCAAGUAAUUGUUACUUUAUCAUCAAUAGAGGUGGAACCUGAUGCGGCAUUUCCAAAAUAUAUAUGUUUAAGUUGUAAUAAACAAUUAAUUCAAGCCAUAGAAUUAAGAGGAACAAUUCAAACAUCAGACAAAUAUUUAAAGGAGAGUUUGUUUGAAAAUAUGCAUAAUAGGAAAGAAAUUAAUAAUUCUGAUAAUGACAGUGCAGGUGAUAUUGAGUGGGGAAAUCUUGUUGAAGUAAAAUAUGAAAAUAGUGAAGGAGAAAAUGAUGUAGCAAGUAACACAUCAAGUACAGAAUAUGAAAAAAUAUUUAAAACAGAAGUUAAACACACUCCUAAAAAUAAAAAAGAACAAAGUAGUUUAAACGAAAAAUCAUUCAAAUGCAAAGAAUGCAACAGAAAGUUUAAACAAAAACGUCAAUACCUAACUCAUAUGAGCAGUCAUACUGGUAUUAAACCACAUAAUUGUACAAUUUGUAGUAAAGGGUUUUCCUACAAGUGGGCAUUGAAUCUGCAUUUUAGAACACAUACAGGUGAAAAACCAUACCAAUGUAACAUUUGCAAAAAAUUUUACAGGAGUCCAGGUGCUCUAAAUAUUCACAAACGAAUACACAACAAUGAUAAACGAUUUCCCUGCAAAUUUUGUGACAGAAAAUUUCUUCAAUCAUGCCAACUUGAUUCUCAUAUACGUACCCACACAAAAGAAAAACCUUUUUUGUGUGACAUAUGCUGCAAAACAUUUGCAGAUGCAAGCAGUUUAAGACGUCAUAAUUUUAAACACAAUCCUAAACCUCCCGAACCAUGUCCAAUAUGUGGAAAACUGUGUUCCAUUAUUAAUUUACAGAACCAUAUUAAAAGGCAUUCUGAUGAACCAAAGUUUGAGUGUGACAAAUGCGAUAAAAAGUUUAAAUGCAAAAAUGUACUUAAAAGACAUAAAUGGGUGCAUGAUGGAAUAAAGCCAUAUAAAUGUGCAGUUUGUGAGAAAGCAUUUUCACAAAAUGGAAUCUUAGUAAGGCAUUUAAGAGUUCAUUCUGGGGAAACACCUUUUCCAUGUGAUUUAUGUGAAAAAAGAUUUACACUCAAACAUCAUUUGCAAGCUCACGUUAAAAGAUAUCAUCCAGAUUUCAAUGAUCCAGAAAAAAAUGAAGCUUUAUUAUAAUUAUUACAGAAAUGAUUUUAACUAGAACACAUUUGUUUAUAUUUACUUUGUUAUAAUUAUGUUAUUGUUAUAUUAAAUAUUUAAAAGGGUAAAAAGUUAAUAAAAG
Messenger RNA from Brassicogethes aeneus, 1421 nucleotides. The record is from the annotation of a GenBank genome assembly. Lineage: Eukaryota; Metazoa; Arthropoda; Insecta; Coleoptera; Nitidulidae.